Messenger RNA from Myxocyprinus asiaticus (Chinese sucker), 8950 nucleotides. It is a transcript of the gene pcdh17, whose product is annotated as protocadherin 17. Gene Ontology annotation, biological process: homophilic cell-cell adhesion. Gene Ontology annotation, molecular function: calcium ion binding. Gene Ontology annotation, cellular component: plasma membrane. Bases 875 to 4291 code for a protein of 1138 amino acids. The record is from RefSeq and is a predicted model, not a curated record. NCBI's taxonomy places the organism in Eukaryota, Metazoa, Chordata, Actinopteri, Cypriniformes, Catostomidae. The transcript is spliced from 5 exons.
CGCGCAGAGGCGGCAGAAGAGUGCGUGUAUUCCCACACCGUUAUUGACAGCUGGCUUCAGUGACAAGCAAAGACUGAACACUUUCGGUUAAUAUUCACGUUUUAAACUUUGGACUGUCUUCUUUGUCCUUCGCAUUUCUUUUUUCGACUUCAGCACAAGGGACUGGACGCAUAGUCUCCUAAGGGCGCAAGGACGCAUCUAUCACGGGGAUGUCUCACCCCGCGUCAAUGCAGUACGACAGAAGAAGGUUCGCAUUGGUGAUAUCGUUGGUUGUGGAUGUAUAUUUGAUGUCUGGGUCAAGAUAUCUCUCCUAAAUAAUAACCAGCAGCCCGAGUCCCAGUGACUCAGUGCAUGAGCUGAGGAGAGUCCCUGCAUCCUAAUCAGAGGUGCUGCUGCUGCUGCUGCCUCAUUGACAUUACAAGCGCACUUUUGGGGAGCACUUUAUUUCCCCAUAUAGUCCAUUUGGCGUUUUUCCGCGCUUUGGAACGGUGGCGCGAAGGAUGUAAUCCGUCUUUGGUGAUGCUUGUCUUAGUACUUACUAGAAGGCUACAGGCGAAGAGGCUCGGAAAGGCUAUUUCUUUGUGGAAACCGGAUUGUGAUUAUGCCUCCAAUGCGCCUGGGCGUUCAGCAGAAUAUAAAUUAGCUGUACAGCCUUACCAUUUGUUGUAAAAACUCAGGAUAAAGGGAGCACUGCCUCAGAGGAAAAGAAAAGAGCAUUGAAAGGAAAAGCCCACAUAAUGACUUUACACGUCUUUUAUCAUGAAUCGGCAUGUGUGCUCAGUAAUUGAAGGUAUAAAUCUUAAUAUUGCCGGGAAGAUCAACAGGUCAGAGGCGUGAAACGCAUCGGGAACCCGAGGCACUCUCACUGAAAGGGAUGCAUCUUUCUGUUUUACUUUUCCUACUUUUCUGGGCGCAAGCCCUGACAUUGAAAAACUUGAACUACUCCAUACCCGAGGAGAAAAUUCAGGGUGUUAUUGGAAACAUUGCCAAGGAUGCAGAGUUAGAAUUGGGGGAGCAGGGGAAAAAAUCCAACUUCAGGGUGUUGGAGAACUCCGCUCCACAUCUUAUAGAUGUGGAUCCUGAGAGCGGGCUGCUAUACACUAAACAGCGGAUCGACAGGGAAUCACUGUGUAGACAAAACUCCAAGUGCCAGCUGUCCAUGGAAGUGUUUGCCAACGACAAGGAGAUCUGCAUGAUUAAAGUUGAGAUACAGGACAUAAAUGAUAAUGCGCCAAGCUUUCCCUCUGAUCAGAUCGAUAUCGACAUCUCUGAGAACGCAGCCCCGGGCACCCGUUACCCCUUGGCUGCCGCCUUCGACCCAGACACAAGGGAAAACGGCUUGAAAACGUAUCAGAUCACGCGGGAUGAUUACAGUAUAUUUUCUUUGGAUGUAAAAUCCAGAGGGGAUGGAACGAAAUUCCCCGAAUUGGUCGUCCAGAGAUCCUUAGACCGAGAGGAGCGCAGCCAUCACACUUUAAUUAUAACUGCCACAGAUGGAGGUGAAUAUCCUAAAUCAGGCACAAUGCAAAUCAAUGUGAAAGUCACUGAUUCCAAUGACAAUAGCCCCGUGUUUGAGCAGCCCUCAUAUGUAGUGGAGGUCCCUGAGAAUUCGUCCCCAGGCACGGUACUGAUAGAUUUAAAUGCCACAGAUUCUGAUGAAGGGAUUAAUGGGCAGGUUACUUAUUCUUUUAGCUGUUAUGUCCCAGACAGUAUCAAAGAGUUGUUCUCAAUAGACUCCCGAACGGGGGUCAUAAAGAUUCAGGGUAAAAUCGACUUUGAGGAGUACCCAAUUAUAGAGAUUGAUGUUCAGGCAAAAGAUCAAGGCCCCAACCCAAUUCCUGGCCAUUGUAAAGUCACCGUUAAAGUGCUCGACAGGAAUGACAACUGGCCGUCGAUAGGUUUCGUGGCAGUGCGUCAGGGGGCGGUCAGUGAAGCGGCAACUCCGGGGACUGUGAUCGCUCUCGUGAGAGUCACGGACAAGGACUCGGGUCGCAAUGGGCAGCUUCAGUGUAGAAUCUUGGGGAACGUUCCCUUCAAGUUGGAGGAGAAUUACGACAACUUCUACACAGUGGUGACUGACAGGCCACUGGAUAGAGAGGUAAAAGAUGAGUAUAACAUCACAAUUGUGGCCAAAGACAAUGGCAACCCGCCACUGAACUCAACCAAGUCUUUCACUGUUAAGAUUUUAGAUGAAAAUGAUAAUCCACCUCGCUUCACAAAAAUGGUGUACCUUCUUCAGGUGCCCGAAAACAACAUCCCAGGGGAAUAUCUGGGCUCAGUUCUGGCCCAUGACCCCGAUUUGGGCCUAAAUGGUACUGUGUCCUAUUCCCUCCUUCCCUCUAAUGUCAGUGAGGAAUCUAUCACAACGUAUGUAAACAUCAAACCCACUGACGGUGCAAUUUAUGCCCUGAGGAGUUUCAACUAUGAGCAAACCAAGUACUUUGACUUUAAAGUCCAGGCAAAGGAUUCAGGUAAUCCUCACCUGGAGAGCAACACCACAGUCCGUGUGAGUGUGCUGGAUGUUAAUGACAACAUUCCCGUCAUUGUGCUUCCAUUACUCCAGAACGAUACUGCCGAGAUCCACGUUCCCCGAAAUGUGGGAGUCGGUCAUAUUAUCACCACGGUCAGAGCGGUGGACAAUGACUUUGGCGAGAGCGGCCGCCUCACCUACGAGAUCUCAGAUGGGAACGAGGAACACCUGUUUGAGAUCGAUUCAAUGACAGGUGAGGUACGGACAGUACAGCCACUGUGGGAGGAAGUAUCACCUGUUGUGGAACUCAUCAUCAAGGUGACUGACCACGGAAAGCCGACUCUGUCUGCCAUGGCCAAGCUCAUCGUCAAAGCCUACUCUGGACCCUUGCCAGAGGGUGAACCACACAUCAACGCCGAACACCACAACUGGGACAUGUCGCUCCCAUUAAUAGUGACCCUCAGUAUCAUCUCCAUCAUGCUAUUAGCGGCCAUGAUCACUAUCGCAGUCAAGUGCAAACGGGAGAACAAGGAGAUCCGCACGUACAACUGUCGCAUCGCUGAGUACACCCACCCGCAACUGGGCAAAAGCAAGAAGAAGAAGAUCAAUAAGAACGACAUCAUGCUGGUGCAAAGCGAAGUGGAAGAACGGGACACCAUGAACGUGAUGAACGUUGUCAGCAGCCCGUCGCUGGCCACCUCACCCAUGUACUUCGACUACCAAACACGUCUACCCCUCAGCUCACCUAGAUCAGAGGUCAUGUACCUCAAACCGACCGUCAACAACCUCAGCGUUCCUCAAGGGCAUGUUGGCUGUCACACCAGCUUCACAGGACCUGUUACGAAUACAACGGAGACGCCAGUGAACAGGAUGUCAAUAAUUCAGACAGACAGUUUUCCUGUUGAGCCCAAUUACAUGGGAAACAGGCAGCAGUUUGUUCAGAGCAGCUCCACAUUCAAAGAUCCAGAGCGAGCCAGUCUCAGAGACAGCGGGCAUGGAGACAGCGACCAGGCGGACAGCGAUCAGGACACUAAUAAAGGCUCCUGCUGUGACAUGUCUGCUAAGGAAGCACUCAAGAUGAAAGCCACGGGCCUCAAGCCUCAACCACUUGAGCAGGAGGAGGAUUGUGUGAAUUGCACGGACGAGUGUCGAGUGCUGGGUCACUCUGACCGUUGUUGGAUGCCCCAGUUUCCUCCAGCUGGGACUGGAGGACCAGGAACUCCCCAAGCCGAGGGCUCAGACUAUCGCACCAAUCUGUUCGUCCCGGCCGGCAUGGAAGCGGUCGCCGUUGAGACUGAGAGUUAUGAAACGGUGUGCAAUCCCAAUGGCAAAAAAACAUUCUGCACGUUCGGGAAGGAGCGUCGGGACCACACCAUCCUGGUGGCGAAUGUUAAACCUUACCUAAAGAUCAAACGUGCACUCAGCCCUCUGUUGCAAGAGGUCCCCUCGGCCUCGUGUAGUCCCACCAAGGGGUGUAAUACAGGCUCGCCCUGUUCCUCGGCCAAAGGUGUGGCCGAUGGAGCAGAGGGAAAGCCUAGCACCAGCCAUUACGGACCUCCAGACGGACAGUACGUCUCCCCCAACAAGCAGAACAAAGAGCAGGGCUACUCCACCCUGCAUCCCUCCGACCCGGUGGCCAAAGUCCUGGCUGAGGCUCGUUCGCGGAUCAGCCAGGAGACGGCGGUGGAAAUGGACCGUGUCUUGGAGCAGGGGGGAGGAGAGAUGGGUCGUGGCACCAUGGACGCAGACCAGGUGGUCAGAGACAUCGACAAACUGCUGCAGGAUUGUCGGGGAAACGAGAACAAUCCCAUCAGAAAGUGAAACGUUCCUUCUCUCACUUGGAAUGAACAAAAUAAGCAUCGAGAAAUGGACACUCAAGGCACUCUCUAAGAGAGUGCGGUACAGAUGGGACAGAAAAUUUGUACUUGGACAUUUUGACACAUGAGCAAAAAAAAACAGUUUGUUCUCGUUUUGUUGUCUGGAUGCCGCGAGGGAAUUCUUUAGGAGUUGCUCUGUCUGGCUUCUAGCAGGCUUUUCUUCUUCUUCAAGUGCCCACCAGCUUCAAACUUGUUCCUAUAGUGACGUCUUUUUUGUCACUGAAUCGGAGAUGGAGCGUACCGCCCCUCUCGGCCAGGGACUUUAGGAGGGGUGGAUAAAAAUGGUGUGUUCUGACAAUCGCAGUCAAGAGGUUGGGGUGCAUCGAACACCCCAAAACGAUCAGAGACACUCUCUCUUUAACUUUUAAUGGCUUUGUAAUAUCAGCAUAAGAAGUGCAAAUGAUAUCAACACUAAAGGGUGGGGGGGGGGGGGUUGAUUAUGAAAUGUAACCAUUCUUCACCUGUCAUUUCUAGUCAUGUGUAAAAUGUGUCCUCCCACAUGUCCAUAUGGAACAUUCCAAAACGGUGAACCUGUUACUCUCAAUUAUUGGUCCUUUGUGUGAUCCCGUCAACUGUCUUCUGCUUUCCACUACUUUUAAAGUGACUCUCCACGUGUCCGACGUUAUGUUAUAGCAGUCACUCUCUCUCUCUCUUGUAUAUUAGGGACAUUUUUCCUCAACUGUGAAAAGAUAUAUCUAUAUAUACAUAUAGAUACAUAUAUAUAAAUAUAUGAACUUGUGUAUAGUGUUCAGAUACUGUAACAAUGAAAAUAUUUAUACAUUUUGUAGAAAAAAAAAAGGUGCACAGGACGAAAAUGCAGUUAAAGAUAUUUAUUAAACUGCAAAGAUUUCGAUUUCAAAACACAAAACAUGAACAAAAAAAAUUUAAAAAAAGGAAAUGUCCCUUCACAUUGUCACUUAUACACAAAAUCAUUUAAUGUGCAAAAUGUAUUCAAUUUAAUGUGUUUACAUCAAAACGACAUAUAUUUUUUAUUGAUUUUUUCUGCAGUUUCUGUGCAUUUGAGCCAAAUUGUUACGUGUACAAGAGCUAUAUUGUGUAUUUUAUUAAAUUAAUAUAUGGUUGUGUUGUAAUAUACAUGGGCUAAUAUUGUACUUCGCAACUGAUGCCUUAGUAGUCGUCAAACUCUGAGUUUAAUUUCCAUUCUGUUAAUUCUUGGUUCUCUCUCAUGUGCUAUCUGCUUGGAGCUGAUCGACUCGCUGCUGUACGUUCAGACAGGCUAUGUUUUAGGAAUACAAAACUACUAGCUGAGCCACUUGUUUUUGACUAAAAGAUACAAACCUCUACAACAGCCACACACGACUACAGUACAAAAAAAUCCUAUUCAACUGGGCAGCUAAUUUUCAAUUACAAUAAUUUUCAUUGUUUGGAUUCAUUCAAUUCUUGUUUUCCAAACAUCUCUUUCUCUUUUAAUAUUUCUAAACCUGUCGCUCAGCAUCGAGUCCUUUGUGAACGUUUAGUGGUAUUGCCUUUCGUCGCUUUAAGGGCAUUUGUAUUGUAGUGCACUUGACUGCAUAGGGAAGAAGAAUGUGCUCUUUGUUUUGCAAGGACCAAAAAUGGUUCCCCCCAAGGAGUUCUUGUAUUAUAUUAUGUUUCAACCAAUCAGAAUUCAUCAAUUCUUGAUCUAUUUUUCCUAUUCUCUCUUCUCUCUCAAUGCAUAAAACAAAAGAUCAUUUUUACACUUUGGUUGUGACAUUGUUUUCGCCUUUUUCUAAACAAUGAAUAUACAGUGUGAAUAUAUUCAAACUAUUCCCAUGCACAGCAAUUUAAUCAAAAACUGUUCCUCAUAAACGAAGAUGUUAUGUUUCUAAACUUUUGCCACAUUGUGACCAAAAUGAGCUACCACAAGUGCACGCAACACUUAAAAAACAGUAAGAAACCAAAGGGGAAGGAAACCAUUUUCAUGAUCGGCUAUUUCUGUCAUCAGAAAGCAUUGCCCGCGGAUGUUGUGUGCCCGGGUCGUCCUGCACAGCUAGAGAGAAACUAACUGCUCUCAUCUACCGUAAAGACACAAUCACGUCUGUUGCGUUGUUUAUUUAUUUAUUUGUAGGUUUAUUUAUUUAUUUAUUCAUUGUUCUAUCUGGAACUCCAAGACUCUAUCUGUUGUUUGCAUCUUUUCUUUAUUUUCUAUAUCAGUACCUGGGUUAGAGAUUACAAAAAGGUGGGGAGGGUUUGUGAGGAAGUGAAAGAGGAGCAUUGUGUUCAUAUCUAAAUGAGGUUUUAUGUUAUUUCAUUUUUUUCCAAAACACAGUGACAAGUUUGACAUUCCGACACACUCGACACAACUGCUACUUGAAAUAACAAUACACAGCACGGUGGUUGGCGUCUCAGAUCUCGCCGUGGUGUCUGACACGGGUGCUUUUUAUUUUCUACCAAGACGAUUCUCCGUCAUCAGCGCACUGCCACGAUUCAGUCUGUUUCAUUUACACGAACAGCGCCUUCAAAAGACUUCAAGGUUCUUAAGAGCGCUUUAACCCAAAGAAAGAUAGUUGGAAAUAACUUCUCUGCUUUUCCUUCGUCUCACUUUGUUUUUAGUUUCCUUAUACUUUUCAUCCAAGUUUGUUAAUUUCUUUUGCCUGUGAAUGUGUGCCGAUCACCAGUGGAUGCCUUUAUGUUUGUGUGUGCUUGAGAGAGCUAGUUUGAGUGACUAAAACAACUGUAUGUUCUGACCCAAAAUUCCUAUCAUUGCACUAUGUGUGCCAUCACUGCCUAUGUUCGGAAUACUACCAAACUAUUACUAAUUCUGCUAAAUAUAGACUGUGCCCAGUAUGCACAUUUUCUGUACACAUGGAAUACCCGUGAUGACCUACUAAAUUUGCUAAAAUGUUCAGUAUAACACUGAGCAUAAUGCUGUAUCUUACCAGUGAUGCUGAAUAAACCAUGAUUUUUAAAUAGGGUUGUCGAUAUAACACAUAUGAUUAAUUAUAGAACAUAAUCAAUGCAAUUAAUCAUACCUCCUGACCCGUACUUAAUUUCAUAUUAAAAGUAUUUUCCUACCAUCGGAGCAAUUCAAAUGUAAAUGUUAAAGAGCAACAUCAGCAGGGAACAGUCAGUGCACCUCGCAAAUUUCUAGUGUUUCAACUACUUCUAACGUCCUAAAACUAGAGGUAGACUGAUAUAUCGGUUUUACCGAUUAAUCGGUGCUUAUAGUUGCAUUUUGGAACUAUCUGUUAUCGGCAAAAAUCAAUGUCGAUAGUUUCCAAUCGUUUUUUCAUCAUUUCAAAAUAAGAGUCCCCUAUGUAUUUUAAGCUUGUUUAUACUUAAAAGUCCCGCAUUAUGCACCGAAUCUUCGUUUCUUCUGGUUAUUAUUGGGAUUUUGGUUGAACAAUAAACUACAUCUGGGAUUUUAGUCAUUUUGGACUCUUUGUCUGUGCCCGCCAUAGUAUAGAGAGAAUAAGACGGUUAAUUAAUCGGUUAUCGGCCUUUCCCGCCACCUUAGUUAUCGGUAUCGGCAAAAUCCACUAUCGGUCAACCUCUACUCAAAACGCAGCGUUUAUAAUGUUGAAAAAAUGUUAGAUUGUCCAGAAGCGUCCAUCUGACUAAUAUGUACAUAGACCAAAAAUAAAAUAAAAUAAUAGCGUAGAUAGAGCGCAAGAACGCGUCAUGUGACAAGACAGACAGACAAAUUCAAUUGCAACAUGGACUAUGUAUUGUUUAUAUUAAAUGAUCUUUAUUUGGGGGCCUUUCUCUGCAAAUAUUGAUAUAUGCGAUUAAUUGUGAUUAAUUCGAUUAAUUGCAUGUCAUGUAAUUAAUUUGAUUUACACAAAAUUGUAUUAAAAAUGCUAAAUAACCAUUUUUACUGGCAAGAUGCAACGUGAUGAGGUCAUGUGACAACAAUGGCUUUUCCUACUGUUUAAAAUGUUUAUCGUCGCAUAAUGUGUCUCACAUACUAUUUCUAAAACUUAGCAGGCAGUAUACAAUAAUGGAAUACUAUUACGAAUAGCCACUGUCACAUGUGGCGAUCUGCCGGGGUCACAAGAGGCCCCCAAUUCAGAAAGGUCUCAAGCAAUGCCUGUGCAUAAAUAUAGCCCCUCAGCUUAUGGUUUAUUACGCCAGCCCUGUGAGCUAUUUGCUGUCUAAUGGACUAUAAGUUGCUGAGGUCAACAUAUAGUUUGAGAUCCAGAAUAAAGCAGUGUUUCCUCAUUAUUGUCUAAUUACACUCAGUAGGCAUGGAGAGAGAUUGAUUGCAGUGUUAUCGAGGCAGAGGUAUCAAAGUCUAAUGCUUAAAUCCAUAAUUGAAUGGGACCUUAUGCAUACCCCUCCCCUCAAACACGAGCUUGCAACACGCACAAACAGGGCACCACUUUCCGCAACCCUUGAUAGAAACAAAGCAUACAUUGUGUGGAUGAAGCUGCUGUUGUCUAAGGCUGUAUUCUAUGUGAUAUAUUUGGGAGCAAAAUGACAUUAAAAACAAAAAUCUUUUAUUAAUAGACAUGUCUCUAUGCCUCCUGCUUGUCUGUGCAAUAUCGUCCCGCAGGAAAAACAAAAAUCACAAGUGAGAUCUCUUAAACAUCGCAAUUGUUGACAGCCAUGAGAUGACAUGGAGAGAUAAAUUAGUUAUCAUUACACACCCAUCAGCAAUCAA